AAUUAUGUCGCUUAUUUUAUGAUUACAAGCGAAUUUAUUAUUUUUAAUUAGGUUAUUUAUUGAUUAACUAUAAUUUGCUGGUAAUUCAACUGUUUACCAAUUCACCACGUUUUUUACAAUAUUUUGGAAUUAUUGGAAUGAAAAAAGUGAAAAGUGGUGCCACUAAAAGAAGAAAAAAAGCUGCAGCCAUGGAGAAAAUCAUGAAAUACCCCAAGCUAACACAUUUUUUAAAACCAAAAGUUCCGGCUAGCAGUGUUUUGAUAUCAACAAAUAAUUUUGAUUGUGAUUAUUUGGGUACUAGACUAGAUGGGUUAAUCUAUGACUCAAAUGCAAAGUCAAAUGUAAGUCAUGGUUUAAUCUGUGAAUCAAAUGCCACAACAAAUCCACUAAUAUUUCUCAGUGAUGAUCCUUCUGAUUGGCCUGAUAAUGUUUCUGACGCUCAGAAGUGUGAUGUUGUUAAACGAGGUUUAAAAAAGAUUGAAAUCGACUUUCCAAAAAAUUCAGAAAGAAGACGAUUUUCCAUGAGUUAUUAUAACCGCAAAAUGAAAAAUGGAGAAAUCUUUGAAAGAUCAUGGCUUAUAUAUUCUUUAAAUAGUGAUAAAGUGUUUUGUUUCUGUUGCAAACUUUUUGGGAUAACUUCUUCACCAUUUCGAAAAGGAAUAAACACGUGGGAAGGCUUAUCAAAAAAACUUAAAGAACACGAAACACGCAGUGCACAUUUAAAGUGCUUUGAACAUUGGAUGACAUUACGAAAAGGCAUAGCAAAUCAAGCUACCAUAGACGAGCAACAACAAACGUUGCUUCAUAAAGAGCGGGUAUUUUGGAGAUCUGUGUUAAAAAGGAUACUGGACAUUAUGUUAUUUCUUUCAGCAAGAAAUCUUGCAUUCCGUGGUUCAGACACGGCAAUUGGUUCAAAGAGCAAUGGGAAUUUUCUUGGGGUGUUUGAAUUACUGGCUAAGUACGAUGCCGUCCUCAAGGAGCUUCUGUUAAGAAUUCAGGACAAAAAAACAAACGCUCACUAUUUGAGCAAUGACACACAGAACGAGUUGAUUCGAUGUUUAGCGCCAGAUUGUUUAGGAGAUUGAAUCAGAAAACCUUAGCGCCGAUGUUUAGGAGAUUGAAUCAGAAAACCUUUCUAUGGUAAAAAAAGCAAAAUACUAUUCGGUUAUUUUAGAUUGCACGCCAGACGUUUUGCACAAAGAACAAAUGAGCAUAAUUUUAAGAUCAGUGACAUGUACUUCUAGAGUAGGUAUUAGCAUUUCCGAAAAUUUCUUUGGAUAUCUCACAGUAAAUGGUACCACUGGAAAAGAGCUUUUGGAUGCCUUUUUAAAUCAGGCAAAAAAAUGGGAUCUAAAUAUUCUUGAUUGUCGAGGCCAAUCUUUUGAUAAUGGUGCUAACAUGAAAGGAAAACUUAAAGGUGUUCAAGCCAGGCUUCUAGAAAUGAACCCAAAGGCUAUAUAUGUUCCAUGUGCAAAUCAUUCACUGAAUCUUGUUAUUGUUGAUGGUGCACUGUCAUCUAUCAGUGCAAUAUCUAUUUUUGGAGUUCUUACAAGAUUGUAUACCCUCUUUACAUUGCCGUAAUACCGCUUUACAUUGCCGUAUACCGCUUUACAUUGCCGUAAAUAUAAAAACAUAUUCAUAAAAUUUUUACAUAAAAUCAUUAAAUUAUAAUGGUAUUAAAAUGUCAGAUAACAAGUAUACAAAUAUAUUUUUACAAAAAUCGUUUUGUAAAA
Messenger RNA from Hydra vulgaris (swiftwater hydra), 1733 nucleotides. RefSeq lists its product as uncharacterized. NCBI's taxonomy places the organism in Eukaryota, Metazoa, Cnidaria, Hydrozoa, Anthoathecata, Hydridae. The record is from RefSeq and is a predicted model, not a curated record.